Messenger RNA from Periophthalmus magnuspinnatus, 680 nucleotides. RefSeq names its product trafficking protein particle complex subunit 2 (gene trappc2). Gene Ontology annotation, biological process: endoplasmic reticulum to Golgi vesicle-mediated transport. Bases 108 to 530 code for a protein of 140 amino acids. The record is from RefSeq and is a predicted model, not a curated record. NCBI's taxonomy places the organism in Eukaryota, Metazoa, Chordata, Actinopteri, Gobiiformes, Gobiidae. The transcript is spliced from 5 exons. Gene Ontology annotation, cellular component: nucleus; TRAPP complex; cytoplasm.
AUUAUUAGCUAGUGCGGAACUAUUGUUUUGACGUCAUUAUCUUGCGACCACUUAGCGCUUCACAAGGAACCAAUUGACAGCUAAAGUUCAGGAUUUCAUAAUAAAGGAUGUCUGGUAGUUUUUAUUUUGUCAUGGUUGGGCAUCAUGACAACCCCGUAUUUGAGAUGGAGUUCUUGCCAAGUGGGAAGCCUGAGUCAAAGGACGAUCAUCGGCACCUGAACCAAUUUAUUGCACAUGCUGCACUGGAUUUAGUGGAUGAAAAUAUGUGGUUGUCCAAUAACAUGUAUUUAAAAACUGUGGACAAAUUCAACGAGUGGUUCGUCUCUGCGUUUGUCACCGCAGGACAUAUAAGAUUCAUUAUGCUCCAUGAUGUAAGACAAGAAGAUGGAAUCAAGAACUUUUUUAAUGAUGUGUAUGACUUGUAUAUUAAGUUUGCUAUGAAUCCCUUCUAUGAAAUCAAUGCACCAAUUCGCUCAACAGCUUUCGAGAGAAAAGUGCAGUUUCUUGGGAAGAAACAUCUUCUGAGCUGAUCUCACUGGUUUAACCCACAGUUGUUCUGGAAAUGCAUGUCCUCCACUUGUAUAAUAUGCCCCCUUAACAGCUUAAAUUGGUCUUGUCUAUUGCCCCAAAUUCCAUGGACAUUUUUCAAUGUACAUUUACUACCAUUUGUAUAAGUUUGU